Messenger RNA from Limulus polyphemus (Atlantic horseshoe crab), 2332 nucleotides. Its product is annotated as dedicator of cytokinesis protein 1-like. Bases 163 to 2313 code for a protein of 716 amino acids. Gene Ontology annotation, molecular function: small GTPase binding; guanyl-nucleotide exchange factor activity. NCBI's taxonomy places the organism in Eukaryota, Metazoa, Arthropoda, Merostomata, Xiphosura, Limulidae. The record is from RefSeq and is a predicted model, not a curated record. The transcript has 21 exons. Gene Ontology annotation, biological process: cell migration; small GTPase-mediated signal transduction. Gene Ontology annotation, cellular component: plasma membrane; cytoplasm.
GAGAGUUGAGAAAUCAUUAUGGCGAUCGUCUGGAUAAGGAUUAUGGAGAAAUGAGUGCAAUAGGUUUCUUUUGUUAUUGUUAAUUUCAUAUUAAUAGAAAAAUCUCAGGGUAUUUAAUAUACUGCAAUAUAAUAAACCCUUGAAUGAAGUUUUCAAAGGAGUAUGGCGAAACACAUGCCUUCACCCGAUAGAAUAAAAUACGGCGUUGUUAUUAGUAACUACUUGGAAAACAAUCAUCAUUCUCUGAAACUGAAUGUUGGAGAUACUGUUUACAUUUUUGAUGAAAAUGGAGACUGGUACUUUGGGUGUUUGGUCAGAAACCAAUCCCAGAGAGGAUCCUUCCCAAAAGCAUUUGUUUCUACAAAGGAAAGUUUCAUUGACAGAGCAGGUCACAGUGAGAUAGUCAAGCCACAAGAACCACCAAUAGUACAAGAAAUCACAUCAGUGCUACGGGAAUGGGGUGUCUUAUGGAAACAGCUUUAUGUGACAAACAAUCCUCACUUUGAAACAAUAAGGAAUAUGAUGUAUGAACUCAUAGACUGGCGACGUCAAAUUUUGUCUGGAACACUACCUGUAGAUGAAUUGAAAGAAAUUAAACAGAAAGCAACAGUGAAAAUAGACAUUGGAAAUGCAUUGCUGGACUUAGACCUGGUAGUCAGAGAUGAAUGUGGUAGUAUCCUCAACCCUGAUACUACCAGCACUAUAAGCCUGUAUCGAGCUCAUGAAGCUGCAACCCGAAGGAUAAAACAACAGAGGUCAUUGUCAAAACUGGAUGUCCAGAACCAGACGUCUUCAUAUUGUUACUGCCAUAGUCUGUAUGUCACUGUUAAGAACUUUGUGUGUAGAGUAGGAGAUGAUGCAGACCUACUGAUGACAUUGUAUGAUGCCAAAGAAUCUAGGUUUAUCAGUGAGAAUUACCUAGUAAAGUGGGCAAAAGAAGGCUUAGCAAAGGACCUUGAUCAGCUAAAUAGUUUAAAAGUGUUAUUUACGGAUUUAGGAAGCAAAGAUUUAGCAAGAGAAAAAGUCUAUCUUGUAUGUCAGAUAAUCAGGAUAGGAUCAAUGGAAAUGAAAGAUGUUGACCACAAAAGAACUUCACAGUAUACAAAAAAAUCAUUAGAAGGUGUGAGAAGGCCAUUUGGUGUAGCAGCUAUGGAUAUUACAGAUAUCAUCAGUGGUAAAUUGGAAAGUGAUGAAGACAGACAAUAUUUUAUACCUUUUGUGCAGUGUAGCGAGAGGGAAUUUCUUGAGAAUGUCAUUAAGAAGGUGUUGUCUGCUAAAGAAAUUAGUCAGAGAGAACACAAGGGCCAGGGAUUAUGGGUGUGUAUGAAGUUGUUUCAUGGAGAUGUCAAACAAGUUCGUGAAGAACAUCCACAUCUUAUGUCCCCAUCGACUGCUGUGGCUCGCAAAAUGGGAUUUCCUGAAAUAAUCCUACCUGGUGAUGUACGAAAUGACCUGUACCUGACUCUUGUACAAGGAGAAUUUUCUAAGGGGUCUAAGUCAACAGAAAGGAAUGUAGAGGUUACAGUGAAAGUUUGCAAUGAAAAAGGCCAAGUUAUAUCAGAUGUGCUGAGUAUUGGUGCUGGAUGUUCAUCACUUAACGAAUAUCGUAGCGUUAUAUAUUACCAUGAAGAUAAGCCUAAAUGGAUGGAAACCUUCAAGGUUGCCAUUCCUAUUGAAGAAUUUUACAGUGCCCAUCUGAAGUUUACAUUCAAACAUAGAUCUUCUAAUGAUGCCAAAGACAAGUCAGAGAAAUUCUUUGCUAUGUCAUUUGUGAAACUUAUGCAAGAAAAUGGAACUACUUUGGAGAAUAAUAUACAUGAACUACUAGUGUUUAAAGUUGACCACAAGAAAUUUGAUGAAUCUGAUGUUAACUACUUAUCUCUUCCAUCAACUCAAGAAGAACUAGGAGCCCAAGUACAGCCUGGAAGUAGCUCGUUGGGAAACCUUCCAAAAUCAAUACUUGCAUCUUACCAGAAUGGAGGACUAACCCUCACUGUGAAAGAUAACUUCAGCAUUAGUACUUUGAUAUGUUCCACUAAACUUACACAGAAUGUUCAUCUCCUGGGGUUACUGAAGUGGUGGGCAAAACCAGAAGACUUGGAGAAGAAUCUAAAAGCCCUGAUGCAAGUGGAUGGAGAAGAAGUAGUUAAAUUUCUUCAAGAUACUUUGGAUGCACUGUUUAGCAUCCUGAUGCAAAACUCUGACUCAGAUUUGUUUGAUAACCUGGUUUUUGAGACAUUGCAACAAUCUAGUUCAUUAUUGUGGUGGAAAUUGGACAAAGACACAAUUCUAAUACUAUCCCAGGUACCUUGAAGAUUUCUAUCAACCACUG